Molecule: messenger RNA, 1130 nt
Organism: Dromiciops gliroides (monito del monte)
Lineage: Eukaryota; Metazoa; Chordata; Mammalia; Microbiotheria; Microbiotheriidae
Exons: 4
Coding region: 111-863 (250 amino acids)
Source: RefSeq, a predicted model, not a curated record
UCUUGCCUCAGAGGUAUAGUUCAGAAAAAGCACAUACUUAAGAGCAACGGAGAGGUUGAGAGGCACUGGGUGCCUGGUCCAGCUGCUGUGGUAUCACACUGGAAGGAAAUAUGGCAGCCAGAUGGUCCCAGAGAAGAGGGCAACUUUCCUGUAGAUGGUCCUUGUUCUUGCUUUUGAGAUCGCUGAAGCUGUUUGGAAUUGCUGAAGCUCUUACUCUGGGAGAAAUGACUCCAGAUAUUUCUUCUCUACUCGUGAGAGAGACAAAAGUGGUCUCAAGUUUGGAGGAAGAGGCAAUCUUUCAUUGUAGGACUGACUUUGAGUUAUCAGAUUUAAUCAGUGUCUCUUGGUACCGCCUCAACCAGAACAAACCACCUACCCUGAUACAUGGUUAUUUUUUUGGAACUGUGUACACGGACAUCCCUAAGGAGUUCAAUGGACGUGUCUUGCUCAUCAUCUAUUCAAAGGAUGCGGAGCUGACUUUGAGGGAUGUGAAGCUACAAGACAGUGGGACAUACAAAUGUAUCCUGAAUGACACUCAACAUUUGGUAGAGAGAUAUGUGAUUUUCCAGGUGAUAGACCCAAAUGAAACCUUGCCAAAAGAUGAGAACUCAGUCAUGAUUUAUUCAAUGGUGGGGUUCAUCUCUGCAGCCCUGGUGGUGUGGAUGAUUUCCCUCGGCAUUAUAUGUAAGAAGAGAAACCUGCAGUGCCCCAGGAACUGGAGCCAGGAAAUACGACAUGAAUACAGCACCAGUGACAACUGCACCUCUUUGGCAACCAAUUGUCUAAUAUCCUUACCCUCUCACUACACAGACAAUGGGGCAUCAGACCUAAGGCAAAAUUGUGAAAUUAAAAGUUUGCCUUAAGUGGGCCCAACUGUCUGUUUUGGUAUUGGCUCCCUUCCCUUGUGCCCAGUACUUUAUUUCUGGGCAAAACAUGCUUUUUAAAAAAAUCUGAUAUUAAUCAUUUACAUUUUAGUGUGAGUAUUUAGUUGACUCUCCCAGGGGGUUAUUUGUUUUGUUUUCAUCUUUUUUUUCUUCCAAUUACAUGUAAAAACAAAUUUUAGUUUCAUUUUUUUGAAAUUUUGAGUUCUAAAUUCUCUUCCUCCUUCCCUCCACUUCCCCUUCCUUGAA